This is a messenger RNA of Musa acuminata subsp. malaccensis (wild Malaysian banana), 7063 nucleotides long. RefSeq names its product mediator of RNA polymerase II transcription subunit 13. Gene Ontology annotation, molecular function: transcription coactivator activity. Gene Ontology annotation, cellular component: mediator complex. NCBI's taxonomy places the organism in Eukaryota, Viridiplantae, Streptophyta, Magnoliopsida, Zingiberales, Musaceae. Gene Ontology annotation, biological process: positive regulation of transcription by RNA polymerase II. The record is from RefSeq and is a predicted model, not a curated record.
GUACUCGUAGAGGCCCCGUUACGCCUACAGAUAUAUCGAUCCGGAACUCUCCUACUCGGGGACCUUGCCUUCUCCCCGUUUCCACCGCUUGCGGUCCGUCCCGUUGUCGCCGGCGGGCUCCAGCUCCACCUCUCCGCUGCCCAUCGGGGAACGACGCUGCCCUACCUCCCUCCUCUUCUCCCCGAGCUUGUUCCAAGCGGAUCCUUCAAACCCUAAUUCUUGAUCUGUCACCGGGGCGUCAGCGGCUUCGACACGACGUCGGAGGUCUAUCCUUCCUUCGAACGUCGCAGCUGACGGAUCUUCCCGACCCUCCACCGCAGGCUCGUCCUGUACCUCUGCAGUGGGCAUCAAUAUGUGCAAAUAUAUCAUAGGCACGUUGAAAUAGAAGCAGUGGAAAAAUUUCCAAAUUGAAGAUUGCGAUCACUAGGAUAUGUGGACAAAUGUAUUUAGAAUCGGAGAACUUCAAGCUGUCUCGUGGUUUCAGUUUUUCCCUUGUGAAGCUGAUUCGAACUCUCUAUCUGAGAAGAGAUUGAAAGCAGAACAGAAAGAUGCUGCGACUCAUUUGGUACUUUCGGCUCACCUGCAGCUCCAGAAUGAAGGCUUUCUCAGCACAUGGACUAAUUCCUUUGUUGGUCCAUGGGAUCCAUCUCAGGGUGCACACAAUCCUGAUGAGAAAAUAAAACUCUGGCUUUUCCUUCCGGGUCGCCAUUCUUCAGUAGUUGAAACUGCUCAUGCUGCAAUAUCCAGAUUGAGAGUUGUUGGAAGUGGGAUUUGGUUGGCACCUGGAGAUUCAGAAGAGGUUGGAGUAGCAUUAGCUCAGGCUUUAAGGAACUCCUUAGAAAGAUCUCUGAGGGAGCUUUCUUAUGUGAGGUUUGGAGAUGUUUUCACAAGAUGCCAUCCUUUGACAUCAAAUGUUAGGAGACCACAGCCGACAAUUGAGUUCACCUUUGCUGCUACUGAAGAAGCAAUUUAUGUUCAUGCAGUAGUAUCUGCAAAGCAUAUUCGGGGGCUAUGCAGUAGUGACAUGGAAAAAUUGUUAUGGCAUUGCUCCUCUCACUCGAUUAGAGAUGGAAUUCCAGCUAUUGUUGCCCCUACUGGCAUGCGGGGUAGGCUUACUGGUUGUUGUCCUAGUGAUCUUGUGAAGCAAGUUUACAGCAGCAAGCUGAAGGGGUCAAAUGGCAUCGCAAUUGGAAUGCCAUCCCAUAUGGUUCAAUCUUCUAAUUGCCAACUGAGAGGGCAAAGAUGUUAUGUUGAAGUCACUUUUGACUGCCAUUCUGACAUUGUUAUGGGAUCGAAUAAUAAGCAAAAUACCAAUGAAUCCCAUGUGCACAAUGAAGAGCCCCAUCUUAUAGCAGUUGGGAAAGUCCAGAAGAAGCAUGGGGUUGAUCACCUUCCAGUUCUUGAAAGAACAUUCAUAUAUCCAGCAGAAGCUGUGGUGAUCCCUAUGAUGCAUAGAGCCUUUGCUAGAUCUUUCAACAAGAGUCUCUGGUUACAAAAUUGGGUGGGAACAUCACUAUCUGAGAUGUGGCCUUUAUGGAACUUCUCUGAUUCCUCUCAACCUGAGCUCUGUUUGGCGCUUGGAGAUGCCUUUAUUUCUGAUCCUUUUAAUGGACUGGGAGUUGAGUUCAAUGGCAUGAGACUUCAAAAACAAUAUAAUAGUAGCAGCAAUAGUAUAAGUAGUAGCAUCAGCAGCAUAAGUAGAACUUCUAGUGAAAGUGAGCAUGCAACGGCUGUUGGGGCUGGUGAUCUUGAAGCAGAUGCUGACUCUCUCACAUGUAGACAAUCUGGUUUAUCUUCCAAUGAUCAGUUUGAGAAUGAUGGCCCCAGAAAGGUUUCUAAACGUCCCCGCACAGGUGCAACUGAUACAUGUGUUCAAACCGGCACAGUUUUGAGUGCGACAAUCCAGGAUGCUUUCAUGUCUGACUAUAGCAUUGCUGAAGUAGACAACUCAGGUGCUGCUGGGGCACAGAAUACUCAGGUUGGAUCUCACUGGGAUUGGGAUGGUGAUGACAGAGGCAUUGGCAUGGAUAUCCAAACUCUUCUUUCUGAAUUUGGAGGUUUUGGUGACUUUUUUGAGGAUGAUAUUUUGGCUUUUGGUGAGCCGCCAGGUACUGCCGAGUCUCAAGCCCUUAUAUUUCCGGCUGCUGAAUUUGGAGAUGUCACUGGCAGUCCAUGUAAUGGGGUCAUGGAAGUAUCUGAGCAGAAUAUUUGUCAUGCUGGUCUUGCAUCUCUAGAAGGCUUUAACCACCAGACGGUGAUCCAUACAGAGGAGACAACAGAAACAAAAUCAGAUAUUCCAAAGGAUACCAGGUUGUCAUCUCAUGCUGAGUCAGGUCACUCAACUGGUAAGUUUGAUUAUCUGACAAAAGCAGAAGCUAUGAUGACGUUUGCUCCAGAAUAUGCUCCUGUGGAGACCCCUAAUAGUGAGUUUUCUACAUCUAUUUUUAGAAGCCCAUAUGUUCCUCGAUCUAAAAUGGUUGAGAGCUCCAGUUCUAGUUCUAGUGCUUAUAUGUAUAAUGCCAUGCCACCCCCUUGUAUCGAGUCAUCAGAAGAAAAGUCUGACAAACCAACAAAACUCACAUUGUGUGAACUGGGCCACGAAGGAAUUUCUUCUGUCAAAUCUUCUAAAUUAUAUACACAUGUAGCUUGUGGAAUAGAAAAGAAAAACAAUAGAUCAGUUAAUAGUGAUGUGACUUCAAACAAUGGGGAAGGAUUGUCUUCUAUAUGUGGCGUGAAAUCAAUGAAUGCUGCCUUGACAUUCCAAAAGAAAGGUGAGCACAUGUUGGAAUCUGCUGGUUUCUUGAUGCCUGUUAAGACUGUGCUUGCAACAGAUAUCGAGUGCAUGAUGUACCAAACUGCCAUGUGUAAGGUAAGGCAUACGCUAUUAUCUCUUAGGAAUAAAGUCUCUAUGGGGUUGAGAAAUGCCAUGUCAGAUUUGGUCCAAAGUGACUCAAGUGUUAAAUCAGAUAUAAUGACAGUCAAGCAUGAGUUAAGGAAGAAGGAUAGUAUACCAGUCAGAUUAGCUGGUGAUAUUGAUGGUGGAAUGCAAGAUGGUACAUUUACCACACCAGUGGGUGUAUGGCGUUCAGUAGGAGCACCUAAGGCCACAAAACCUACACGUGUUUGUGAGAAUUUGCCUUCAAUGCCACUCAAUAAUUUGAGUGAUGAAGGCAUAAACUUCCAUGGACAAAGGCAACCACUUCAGGAUCUUCUUGAUGCCAUAGCCUUCUUAGUACAGCAAUCUACUUCCUUUGUUGACUUCUCCCUUGAUACCAAUGAUGGUUAUGGUGCAUAUUAUUGGCUUGGUAUACAAGAACAGAGGAGGCGUGAAUUUGCAUGUGGUCCGUCAAUGAUUCAUGCAGGGUGUGGUGGACUUAUUUCCACAUGUCAUUCCUUGGAUAUUGCUGGUGUCGACCUAAUUGAUCCGCUUUCUGCUGAUGUUCAAGCAUCAUCAGUCAUGAGUUUGUUGCAGUCAGAUAUAAAAGUAGCUUUGAAAUCUGCAUUCGGAAAUUUGGAUGGUCCAUUAUCUGUAAUUGAUUGGUGCAGAGGUUGCAGCCAUUUUGUUGAUUCGGGAACCCCGGGAGAUGGGAAUGAGCCUAGAGAUUCAUCUGGUGCAUUUUCUCUGGUUGGUGAACCAAUAAGCCCGCCCCAAUCAACUGGUGGUUCAUCUAGCACAAGAGAUAGAGCAAGAAUUGAUGAAUCAUCACAACAGCGAUUAAAUCAAGAGACAUGCAACUUGGAAGCAGAGCAGCAAAAGGGCUUUUCACGGUUCAGGCCGACAAUUAUGGUGCUUCCUCUGCCUGCCAUACUUGUUGGGUACCAGGAUGAUUGGCUGAAAACAUCAGUUAAUUCACUGCGUCUGUGGGAGAAGGCUCCUUUAGAACCAUAUGCUUCACCAAAGCCGGUCACUUACUAUGCUCUAUGUCCAGAUAUUGAACUUCUGACUUCUGCAGCUGUGGAUUUUUUUCAGCAGUUAGGGACUGUUUACGAGAUAUGUAAAUUAGGGUCACAUACACCUCAUUAUAGUGGAGGACAAAUGGAACUGCCCACUGGGGCUUGUAUGUCUUCUGGGCUUGUUCUUGUUGAUUGCCCCCAACAAGUGAAGGUAUCUAGAAAUCAUGUGAACAUUGUCAGCUCAAUCAGGGAUUUCUUUUUAUCUCUUUCAAAGAGUUGGAGUCCAAAGAGUUUCAUCAGGUCGCUUACAAAGGUUAUCAAAGAUCUAAAGCUUGCUUCGAGUUUCUCAGUAAAUCAAAAAGAAUGCAGCAGUGGGCCUUGCACUGUAGUGUACGUUGUUUGUCCUUUUCCUGAGCCCAAGGCAAUUCUGCAAACAUUGGUUGAAUGCUCUUCUGCUCUUGGGUCAGUUGUUCUCUCGCAAGAUAAGGAGAGACGAUCUUUGUUAUACUCUCAGGUUGCUAAGGCCUUGAACUGUACUGCUGCUGUAGAUGAAGCAUCAGCAUCAAAUGUCCUAAUGCUCUCAGGGUUUAGUGUUCCGAAACUUGUUUUGCAGAUUAUUACUGUGGAAACUUUACUGAGAAUUUAUAGGCCAAGCAGUGAACUUGCAAUUCUGAAGGAUAUAGCUUUCACUGUAUACAACAAGGCUCGAAGAAUCCCACGGGCUGUUUCAAGCAGUGAUAUGUUUCAAAAUUCUUCUUUCUCAGGGAGAUCUCAAUCUGGUCUGAUGCAUAUGACUUCUUCGAUACCAGGACUUUCAAAGGAUUGCCUUGUUCCUCGAAUGUCUGGUCCAUCUCUUUCAAGAGAGGGUGAGAUUGAUGCUGCCUUGAGGCCCGGCCCAUGGGAUAGUUCAUGGCAAACAUCAAGGAUUGGAGGAUUAAGUUGUGAGCAGAAUAGAUCUGCAGAUUUGUGUGGUCUAGAUGAUGCUAGGUUCAUGUUUGAGCCACUUUUUAUUUUGGCUGAACCUGGCACUCUGGAGCAUGGAAGUUCCCCUAUUGUGUUUGGCAGUUCAGUUUUAGAGUCCUCAAGUUUGAAAUUUGUUGAUGAUACUGGUGGGAUUUACAUGCAAAGUUCAACUUCAGGAGGGGCUGCAGAGAUUGGAACAGCCUCUGUUGUUGAUGGUUCAGAACAUGACAAUAAAGCACCAAGCCUUCAUUGCACUUAUGGGUGGACCGAGGAUUGGCGUUGGCUCGUCUGCAUAUGGACAGACUCUCGAGGAGAGCUUCUUGACAGCUGCAUCUUUCCAUUCGGUGGUAUUAGUAGCCGCCAGGACACAAAGGUUCUCCAGACAAUUUUUGUUCAAAUUCUGCAACAAGGUUGUCAGAUAUCAUCUUCUUGUUCUGAUGCUGGUCUUGUUAGGCCAAGGGAUAUGAUAAUUACACGUUUUGGAUGCUUCUUUGAGCUUGAGUGUCAAGAGUGGCAGAAUGCUAUUUACUCGUUUGGUGGUAAUGACAUCAAGAAGUGGCCUCUGCAACUUCGACGGUCUACACCUGAUGGUGUUACAUCAAGCAACAAUGGGUCAUCUCUGCAGCAGCAUGAUUUGGUCAUGAUUCAAGAAAGAAACCUACCUUCCUCACCUAGCCCUUCUUUGUACAGCCCGCAUUCUAAGUCUAGCUUUACAAAAAGUGGUAUGGGACAACCUAAUUCGAAAAAACAGAUCCUGGUAGGGCAAACAGGUGUGGAUAGCUCAAGGAGUUCCCUGCAAUUAGUUCAGAGCAUCAGCUUAGUUGGCGUUUCUAUUGACCACUCGUUACAUCUAAUCCUUCAGGCAGAUAUGUCUUCAUCUGGUGGGACUCAAAGUAGCAGCAGCUCAAGUGUCACCAGCUAUGUAGAAGGAUUCAGUCCACUCAAGUCAUUGGGGUUGAUGCAAGCCUCGUAUCUCCUGAUUCCAUCACCUAAUAUGCGCUGCCUGCCUCCGCUACCUUUGCAUCUACCUACAUGCCUCACAUCAGAAUCGCCACCUCUUGCCCAUCUCUUGCAUAGUAAAGGUUCUGCAAUUCCUUUGGCCACAGGGUACAUUGUGUCUAAAACAGUUCCACCCAUGGGACAAGAUUUGGGAGAGCCAACAAGAGAAGAUUGGCCCUCCGUUCUUUCAGUGAGCCUCAUUGAUCACUAUGGAGGCAACAACAGCAACAUCCAGGAGAGAAUGAUCCGGGGGGCUGGUAGCAGUAAUGCUGUUAAGCAAGUUAGAAAUGUGAACCCAGAGUCGGUUAAUAAAGAUUAUGAACUGGAGACUCAUAUAGUUUUGGAGUCUAUAGCAGCUGAGCUUCACUCUCUUUCUUGGAUGACAGUUAGUCCAGUUUACCUUGAGAGGCGCACAGCAUUGCCUGUCCACUGUGACAUGCUUCUCAGACUAAGAAGGCUCCUCCAUUAUGCUGAUAAAGAACUCAUUAGGCUGCCAGAAAACGUGCUGUAAGUUUAGAUGGCAUUGUGGUUCUUACUUCCGAUAGCAGUUCCACACCAAGAUGUCACAAGAUGGCAUACCUCUUGAUUGCACAAAUUUGCAAGUUUUAAUGCAGAUGUAAAGUGGUUGAAAGCAGCAACUAGUCAAUCGGAAAGCUAUGUAAUGUAUAUUAACCAUGUUCAAUGGCCAUCCUUAGGUAGUAAGUAUUUUUACCAGACAAUGUUCUCGCUUUUUCACGCCUCUGUUGUAAUCUUUGGUUCAAGGGUCUAGUUGAUUCCGUCAAAGCUGUUCAAGUUGAUCGGAUUGCAAUGAAGCUGCAUUAUCGGUAGACCAAAUGUUCGUGCUUGCUUUUUGGUUGGUCUUUUAUAACUGCAGCCAUGUACAACAAGGUGGCUGGACGCCAAAUUGUAACAAGCCCUGUUUACGAAAUGAACAAGAAAACACUAUUGUACUCAAGUUACUCCGAGCUUAAAAGAGGGCAGACGUGAUCCAUGUGGCUAUUUAGGCCUUAAAGCUGUUUUCGAUAGGCAAGGCAGACACCAGGGAGUGAGGGUUUUAGAUUGUAAGUUGACAGCUACUGAAGCUAAUGGUGGGACUAACAUUUCUUUCGGUAGAUGUAACAAAUGAUACAUAUAAUUUGAUUAUCAUAUGCAUAAACAUCAGAAUUCUGUAAAUGGCCGUGUCAACAUGGACUGAUUGCAGAACUCA